CACUUUAAUAUAUUAUCUUCUUUUACUGAUUACUGUCUCAUUUUUUUUCACCUUAAUUGUAUAUGGUGAUACUAUGCUAGCAUUAUUUCGUCAUGAAAUGUCAACAUUAAAUUGAAUUCUUAUAGUACUUGACCGAAUGGCCAGAUUAUUCAUUCGUCAUAAUUUUCAUAUCAUUUUGAUAUUGUCAGCAGAUGUUUGCUAUAAAUUGUAUUAUCGUUACGACAAAAUCUCGGAGCGCAUCGAACUGCUCAACCGACUCUCCAGUAAUAAUAAUCAGUAACUGAAAAUCAAUCGAUAAUAACAUCUACUGAGAUUUUGACGACUACUGAUAAAAGUGAUAAAUCGCUUUGCUACAAAUGGCCGUUGCCGAGAAAUUUGUUGGUAUUUGGACGUUUGUCGAGUCGGAAAAUUUCGAUGCAUACCUGAAACAAAUCGGUGUUGGGUUGAUAAUGCGAAGUAUAGCUCGAAAUCUUAAACCAACACUGACUUUUUCCGUGGAUGGUAACAAAUGGAAGAUUGUUAGCGAAUCAAGUUUCAGAAAGCAUGUUUGGGAAUUUGAACUAGGUGAAGAAUUCGUUGAAACAACACCUGAUGGGAGGCAAGUAAAGAGUAAAUUCUUUUUGGAAGGUGACAUAUUGGUUCAACUCGAAAACGCGAUUAAGGCAGACGGGAAAAGUACUAGGUUUGAACGUUACAUCGAUAAGCAAGGCCAACUAAUUAUUGUUUGUGAUUGUGAAGGUGUGGUUGCAAAACGCAUAUACAAAAGUGCAGAAUAAAGCAAUCAGCAAUUUAUCAUUUGUUGAGCGCGAUGUCAUAGAAAGUUCUGUACCAAGAGCAAAAGCUUGAUUUUGUCAACAUGUAUCACCCGAUUUUUUGUUAUAUUUGAUGUACUGAAUAAAUUAAUACACCAA
Molecule: messenger RNA, 911 nt
Organism: Loa loa (African eye worm)
Lineage: Eukaryota; Metazoa; Nematoda; Chromadorea; Rhabditida; Onchocercidae
Product: lipocalin/cytosolic fatty-acid binding protein family protein
Exons: 5
Coding region: 357-776 (139 amino acids)
Biological process (GO): fatty acid transport
Cellular component (GO): nucleus; cytosol
Molecular function (GO): fatty acid binding
Source: RefSeq, a predicted model, not a curated record